Molecule: messenger RNA, 4600 nt
Organism: Syngnathus acus (greater pipefish)
Lineage: Eukaryota; Metazoa; Chordata; Actinopteri; Syngnathiformes; Syngnathidae
Gene: scml2
Product: Scm polycomb group protein like 2
Exons: 14
Coding region: 167-2209 (680 amino acids)
Biological process (GO): regulation of DNA-templated transcription
Cellular component (GO): nucleus
Molecular function (GO): protein binding
Source: RefSeq, a predicted model, not a curated record
GCGCGUGCGUGCCGGCGACGACGGACAUGCGCGGAGCUGCAACGAACAUGGCGGCCGCCUGCAUCUGACAGAAAGUGAGGGCUCCACCAUCAAAAUAAGCGCUUUCGACGCUCGUUAAGAGCCUGUUUGACUUCCUCUGCUGCUGCGGGAUAACAUCUUGGUCGUCAUGGGCCGAACGCCACACAAAGAUCAGAAAGAGGAGAAGAAGGAGAGGCCGAGCAUCGGCGCGGGCUCUGCGCUCGAUAAAUCUAAUGAGCCAUUCAGUUGGGAAGACUACCUAAGAGAGACCUCCUCCAUUGCAGCCUCACCUAACUGCUUCAAACAGUCCAGGAUCCCCCCCUCCAAUGACUUUAAGGCCGGUAUGAAGCUCGAGGCUCGUGACCCGCGCAAUUCCAACUCGGUGUGCAUCGCCACGGUGAUGGGCAUGAUGGGUACUCGAUUACGCCUGCGUCUGGAUGGCAGCGACAACACCAACGACUUCUGGAGACUGGUGGACUCAUCUGACAUCCAACCCAUAGGCACCUGUGAGAGGAAGGGGGACAUGUUGCAGCCCCCGCUGGGAUUUCGAAUGAACGCCUCCUCGUGGCCUAUGUUUCUCCUCCGAACGCUGAGUGGAGCAGAGAUGGCCCCAGCCUCUGCUUUUAAGAAGGAACCUGUUAGCCCCAUUAAAAACUACUUCACGCCUGGUAUGAAGCUGGAAGCCGUGGACAGGAAGAACCCUUACCUAAUUUGUCCGGCCACCGUGGGUGAGGUCAAAGGUCAAGAGAUCUUCGUCAUGUUUGACGGUUGGCGAGGUGCCUUUGACUACUGGUGCCCCUUCGACUCCAGAGACAUCUUCCCUGUCGGCUGGUGUGUGCUGACCAAACACAGUUUACAGCCGCCUGGAAACUUUUUCACCCUUCCAGGUGCUCUUCUCGCCCCCAUUUUGUCUUCCUCAACCUCCCUCACAACACGCCGCUCCACUUCCAACUCCUCGUCCAUGAUGCAGACUUCAUAUCGACUGCCCAACCCUUUGCCGCCCCUGCCCGUUCGCAAGGGUGUCCGAGGUCGCCGUCCCAAGUCGCAGACUAUUGCUUUGUUGAAAGCAGCGGCUGAGGCGGCAGCAGCUGCGGCGGUCAAUGGGGCGUCACAGAACCCUGUCAGGUCCACUCAGUUGGCCCCCAGACCACACAGGAAGAGAGGGCCCAAGCCUGGGAGCAAGAGGAAGCCUCGGAUGGUACAGUCACUGGGCUCGUCAUCAAUUCCAGUGUCUCCUCCAGAAACCCGAUUGAGCACUAGCCAUGUUUCAGUAGACAACCACCAUAACAACAACUCAAAUGUAGUCUGCACGGUGUGCGUUUAUGUGAACAAACAUGGCGACUACGGCCCCCAUCUUGACCGUAAACUGGUGCAGCAGCUCCCAGACCACUUUGGGCCAGCUCCAGUCAACGCAGUGCUACAGCAGGCCGUCCAGGCCUGUGUGGACUGUACGUACCAGCCCUCCGUGCUGCUGUCGUUUCUACAGAGCCAGUCCCACACAGGAGGAGAGGUCAUUCGAGUGCGCUCCGAGCAUGGUAUCCGCUAUGUCAAGCUUCCCUCCGUCUCCAGUGCGUCUACUGUGCUAAGGUUCUUGGAGAACAUGUGUCAGCAUCUGGAGAGUGUCAGCCUGUUCAGCUCACAGCCUUUCAGCCCCUUCAGUAAAAACACACGCUUCUUUGACAGGACAAAGUCAGAACCACUGCCUCACACGGAAAACAACGCAUCGAACAACGAUUCUGCAAAAGAUUCCGUUCCCAACGCACGAGCCCCUCAGAUAGCGGCAGACUAUCGGACGACAAAGAGGGAACGGCCGUAUUACGCCAAUCACUCACACACGCCUCCACCUCUACGAAGAGUCAGCUCCAACCCAAGUGAACUCGGACAAGUGCCCACACAUAGACGCGUGGAAGCAGCUAGUUCAACAACAGGCCCAGACCACGCCACACAAGACAAGGAAAGUUCAGGGAACGAUGCAUCUUCUUGGUCAGUUGAUGACGUGAUCCGAUUUGUCCAGGAGGCUGACCCACAUACUCUUGGUCCACAUGUGGAGCUUUUUAGAAAGCAUGAGAUUGACGGCAAGGCCUUGAUGCUGCUGCGCAGUGACGUCAUUAUGAAGUACAUGGGACUGAAACUGGGCCCUGCGCUCAAACUCUGUCAUCACAUUGAGAAGCUGAAACAGACCAAACAGUAAAAGGACCGUUGUGGUCUUCCUCACUAGCAAACACAAACUCAAGUAUGUGUUGUUGUACAGGGACGCAGCACUGACGGAAACUACCAUAUCGCCCGGUUUUGUGCUGUUUUAAGUUUUGUACGUACUCUAUGUACAUUUGGGAAGUUUUAGCAAGCCUGCAGGCUAUUGUCCAUCAUCAGCUUACACAAUCUGGAUUUGCUUUCUCAGACUUUCAAAAUGUUUAGGACAAAAACAAAAGGGCCAGGGCUGUCCAAACUAUAGCUGGUGCCAUCUGCCGUCCAUUUUAUGAGGCCUGCAGCAGGUACUAAACACAAUAAAAAGGGUGGAGGGGCAACAAGAAAAAUGGGUGGUUGAGACAAAUCACUACCAUCACUACAGGAUUUAAAAAAUGCUAGUCGGUAAGACCAGUUCAACCUGAGUACAAUGUAGCAAGAAGUUAGAAAAUUGGAUGAAGCAUUUUAGAGAAAUUGAUCUGUUUAGGGAAAUUGGCCUUCUUAGGGACCACUAUGCAUCACUUACCCUAAAAAGCUUGACUGAAAUUGCGCAAAUUCAACAAUUUUCACGUGAAAAGCAGUGUCGACAGUAGAAUGAGUCUUGAACUAAUCGGCGUUUUUUUUGUCCUGCAAUGAUCAGAGGAAAAGGUUUGGACAGCCCUGCACCGUUUUAAAAUUUGGGACUUUGUAUUUGGGACCGACAAAAAGAGAUUUAGUUAGAAUAAGUGAAUCUUCUGAAAAUUAACUUCUCGAUCCAUGACUGGUUUCAGAGGAGGACCUUCGCUCAUGACCUCAGCAUUGUUUGUUCUCAUAUGAUCUAUUUUUUUAUUUUACCAAGCAUUUACAUUAUAGCAGUACAGCGGUAAAUUUUUUUUUCCGAUCUUUAGCCUACGUGUAAUUAGUAUCCAAUAUCCGUGCAGAGUUUUUGUAUUCGUCUUUUUUUGCCUUAGUAUGUACAACAGGCCAUUAUUUAAGCACACGACCUCAGACAAACACUGUAGCUUUUGCGUUUUCGAUUUUUUUUUUUACACUGACAGCAAACACACCGCCGUGAUGUCUGCUUACCAAUGCAAUAACAUUGUCGACUGAUCGCUCCUUAGAAUUUAAUAAGUCAUAAAACAAAGGUACUGGAGUACUGACCAACAUUGCAAAAUAUUGAACCCAACAUUUUUUGUCGAAGCUCUUGCCCUCAUCCUGUAUUUGCCGGGAAAAAAAAGCGUUGUCUCUGUUCCAUGAGCUCAACGGGUUUAUCUUGGCUUUGACCUUCAUUGUAUUAUCUUUUAACAGUUGCACACACUUAGACGUGAUGACUGGAACCUUGCAAGUGUUGACGUUAAAAUAACGGCAAGGUGUUCUACUGCUAUUGCUGUACAAAACGUGUUCCCAAGACAGAAGGAGCUUUGUUCAGUUUCUUACUCAUUUUAUUGUGUAAUAAAGUGUAUCAAGCCUUUGAAUAUUCUCAUUCAACCAAGUUAUUGGAUUCUCGGGACAUUGAAUUGAUUGCAACUGGACUGUUGUGUUCGUGUCGAGAUGUUCAUUCUCUCAUCCGAGCAGGCUUCAUCCAUUCAUGCACGUAGGCUGGAAGAGUACUUAUUGUACAGCUCUUGUUGAAAAUGGCAGAUUUUGAAAUUGGUUCACACAAUUUACAUACAUUAUUACAUAAUUUACAUACAUAAUUUAAUUAAUACUUCAUCUUUGGCAUAUUUGUAAUGUUUGGAGUAAUUCUAGUGUUUUUUUUUUUUUGGCUGACACCCAAACGAUGGUCGUUGGUAGGCAGAGUCCUCACUGGGUGUAUCUCGCCUUUUCACUCCUUUGAUUUUACAUAUUUGGUUUUUCACUAACACUCAGACGAGAGCUGUCUUUUUGUUGUCUUAUUUUUUUUUUUUUAGAAACUGACAAAGCCCGCUCGGAAGAGAGGCGAAAUAUUCAACGGCACCAGAACAGUCCAGUUGCGAUCGAUCCACCGCUCCGAGAAAAGUCCAUCGAGCGUAAGCAGAAAACGAGAGUAUUACUCCUAGUGUAAGACUAGUUAUUAUUUUGCUGUUGGCGGUUUUGUUUUUUUGAAGCGUCAGAAAGCCUUUCAAGCCAAAUCAAUGUUUGCUGUAGCCCUGUUUGCGCUCCAUAGUGGUCACCGGUUCAUACUUGAAACCAUCUGGCUUUCACAUGAAACUCAGGUUCUAGUAAGUUCUUAGAGAAUGUUUUACAGUAGCAUUUGUGUUCAUAUGACAUCAUAGAGGAGCUACAGUAUAACCAACUUCAGUAUGUGUAUUUGAAAUGCCUUGCCAUUGAAUGCCCUGCAGCAUCUUGUGUGUGUAUAUAGAAACUUUUUACCCUCCGCUCAAAAAAUGUUUAUGUAUGUUUGAUAUGCAUUCACACAAUUAAACAUUUUCACUUGACA